GUACAGGUGGAGAAGUGAUGUACUGUAGGUAUGUGUAUGUGGCAGCAGACCCUGCAGCUGUCUGCACAGCAGAGAUUUAAGGUCUGACAUGGGUGAGCCCUGUGGCUCAAUAGCACUAAAAGGCUCAUCCUGUCUAAUGGGGUUUCUCUAUGACGCAAGCAAGGACAGGCAACCCUCCCCUUCUUUUAGCCUGACAUACAAUCUUACACAGACACACCUACUGUGUGGUUUCAGUGCACACACACACAUACUGCACACAGCGCAUACAUGAAAAGGAGAGGAACUGAGACGAUUGUGCACGACAAACAGUUGUGUAAUUGCUUUUGAAAAACGGCUCUUGUCGGAGGCUGUCAUCGAUUGAUCUUUGCUGAGGACAACUUGUUUACUCAGUGUGUGGGUGGAGGUCCGUGCAGGCAGCAGUGAUCAUUACUGGACUCUGGUAUCACUUUGUUAACUUAAUAUGGUUUGAUGUUUCACUCUGGUGGGGCCGGACGAUGUUUGUUGUAUUUACCUAUUACUGCAAACCACAAUAAACAAUGCAAAAUUUAAAGUCAGGAGGAAAUAAAUGGCAGAGUUUAAAAGCGAUUAAUGCAUUCUUUGAACAGAGUUGACUCAUAUUGCGAAGUUAAAAAAAAGAAAGAAAGAAAAAUAAAGUGACAGAAGUUUAUUUCACCUCAUAUUGUUAGAAAUCAAUUAAAAAAAACUUCACAUUACAUAAGCUGAAUGUAGUUGGUUUAUACUGAGCUGGAGCUCGGUGGGUGUAGUGCUGGAGUUGGUGCCAUACAAACAGCCUUAUGAAUGAAGAGUUCCAGAGUGCGUCAUUCUGUAGUAUACAGCCCUCCCCAGCAGAUGGCCCCGCCAGCAAGUGCUUGGCUGGUAGGGUCGAUGGUGUUGGGGGGCUCUUAUUGAUUUGGCAUUUGAGGUACUGCACGCAAUGUAACAUUUUUGGAUGUUUUUUUAUUGCUGGUGAUGCUUCUCUACAGCGACCAGUUCACUUUGCUUCUGACUUAAUUAAUGACAUCAAUGCAAAUUGGGGAUAGCAAAUGGUCAAAAUGACUGGUGGAUUUUGUGAAUGGAGCACUUAGUGACUGAGGAAUGACGUCAGCACAAAGCUCAUAUCUCUCAUAGUGAGCCAGGACUGAGGAGAGGCUUCCUAUUGGCUGAGCACAGUAUCAGAGUGAUCUGAUUGGUUGCCGGUGGAUAAUUAAACACCUACACAGUCAAUGCACAAAUCCAAGUGGUGGGAUAUAUAGGCUGGUGCGUUGGCGCUGCAUGCAACAGAAUCAAGAGUAGUUCUGCAAGUUUAGAGAAAGUCAACUUGUUGUGUUUUGCAUAGAAAUUCUUAUAUAUAUAUACUUAUUUUUGCUGGAAGAUUAUCUCUGAAGGGAACCAUGGUUAUGUUGAAGAUCUCUGCUUUCCUCGUUGCCUACGCCCUGGUCAUCUGCCAGAUGUACUGCUCACAAGCCGCCCCUGCCAGACCGGGUUUAGAGUCCAUGUCAGACCGAGUCACGCUCACGGACUACGAGGCACGAAGGUUACUCAAUGCCAUUGUGAAAGAGUUUGUGCAGAUGACAGCGGAGGAACUGGAGCAGCAGGCAUCUGAAGGAAACAGCAGCGUUACAGCACAGAAGCGAGCCUGCAACACCGCCACCUGUGUGACUCAUCGACUGGCAGACUUCCUCAGCAGGUCAGGAGGGAUGGGCAACAGCAACUUUGUCCCCACCAACGUUGGUGCUAAGGCUUUUGGCAGGCGGAGGAGAAGCAUCCAGAUGUAAGCACCGCAGAACCUUCCUGGAAAUGGUUGAAAAACAGAAAACAACAGAAAAAACAGCAAACAGAAACCAACAAAGCAAAAUCAAGCAGAAAAUAAAACACUGAACUGGCCCUUUACCCACUCUCACUCACAUUUCUAAGGAAAAAAAAAAUAUCACCACAGGAAUCUUGUCCCUAUUUCCAUCCUGGUAGUGAUGUGUUUAGCUUUUGUCAAAAAAAGAAGAAAAAAAAAAGCACUUUAAUUUAUGUACAUGAAAAAAUGAAGUCCUGCAGAAAAAUAAGACAUUCUCCUGGAUCCUCAUUUAUUUUUAAUACAAUGCUAUCAUUGGAAAAUAAACUGAAAGCAGCAGUGGCUAUCAGCUAAUUUGUGUUCCUCUCCUCAGCUGGUUAGAGCACACUUUCUUCCUUGCGAUGCUUCCCAUCUAUGAUCCAUCCUCCCCACUCUACCAUGUUUCCCCAUCCUCCCAAGGGUUCCCUGUUUUUUUGUGUGCCACAGGGACGCCAUUAAAGAUCAGCCUACCCAAGGCCCCCCCACAACGGCUGUUGUCUUGUGCCUUGAUGUAGAACAAUUUACAUGAUUGUACAGUUCUGUUUUGAGAUGAUAAAGAAGACCUGAGCAAGGAUGAAGAGAAAGAAGACAGAUUAAUAUUGUAAAAAAAAA
Messenger RNA from Cynoglossus semilaevis (tongue sole), 2434 nucleotides. Its product is annotated as calcitonin gene-related peptide. Gene Ontology annotation, molecular function: hormone activity; calcitonin receptor binding. The transcript is spliced from 5 exons. NCBI's taxonomy places the organism in Eukaryota, Metazoa, Chordata, Actinopteri, Pleuronectiformes, Cynoglossidae. The record is from RefSeq and is a predicted model, not a curated record. Gene Ontology annotation, cellular component: extracellular region. Gene Ontology annotation, biological process: regulation of cytosolic calcium ion concentration; adenylate cyclase-activating G protein-coupled receptor signaling pathway. The coding region runs from base 1392 to 1775 and encodes 127 amino acids.